Molecule: messenger RNA, 2022 nt
Organism: Phycomyces blakesleeanus NRRL 1555(-)
Lineage: Eukaryota; Fungi; Mucoromycota; Mucoromycetes; Mucorales; Phycomycetaceae
Exons: 6
Coding region: 1-2022 (673 amino acids)
Source: RefSeq, a predicted model, not a curated record
AUGAUCCAUAGCAAAAGUAAGAAGGAGUUUGACUGGGCACUGAAUAAGUUCAACGCUGUAUCUGCUGGUUCCGAAGUAGAAAACGGCAAUGUGAAAGCGCCAGUCUCGGCAUAUUUUCAUGACAGGUGGAUUACAUGCCAAGAGAAGUGGGCAGAUUAUCUUACUCAGAAGAUAAUGCAUUUUGGAUGCACAACAUCUCAAAGAGUGAAAAGUGCCCAUCAAGCCUUAAAGAGAGGUAUAUCUGCAAUAGCUUCUCUGGAUCUCGCCUUUGAAAAUAUUUCAAGAUAUAUUGAGAGGCUUGAGAGAGACUUCCGGAAUGUGGAGAUCAGGGAAUCUACCACGGUUGACCCUCUUGUUGGACGAAACAAGCUUUUGUCUAGACUGCUCAUGAAGGUCUCAAAGCGAGCUUUACUGGUAAUAGACCAAGAGGUUCGACUGAAAUGUGAAAGCAGUAUUGUUUGUGAAUUCAUGAACAAGCUCCAGUAUGGUCUACCUUGUCGCCAUUCUUUGCCUGCUGGAAGAGAUAUCUAUAUUUCUGAUAUCCCUGAAAGGUGGGUUAUUGACCCUCGUAAUGUAAAGCCAAGGGACAACACUUGUCAGGGAAACUUCCAGCUUGAGGAAAGACCAGAGGUGUGGAUGGAGGAAGUAAUUAAACUCGAGGCACUGUUUUGGUCCUGUGAGAGCAGCCAGCAAGUGGCUAACCUCCUGAAUAAGAUCAAUAAGGUCACUUCUGAAUUCGAAGGCAAAACUGGGCACCCUUUGAUUAACUUUCAAGCCCCAAAAAAAAUUAAAUAUCCUGGCAGAAGAAAGGGUGGUGCACAUCCCAAAUACCUUCCCAAAGACUUUGGUCAGGCAAACUGGAGGAAGAUCAGUGUUUCGUCUGGUCAUGCUGGCCUUAAGGCAAUGGUUAGACUGAGAGCUAAAAUGAGGGAGGGAAAGCCUGCAGCUACACAAAAAACAAAAAACAAAAAACAAAACAAAAACAAACAAGAGCCUCUCGACCCAGUUGAUGCUACCAAAAACAAAAUAAAACAAAUAAAGCAAGAGCCUCUUGACCCUGGAUGUCGUCUUACACGAAUAUGCUUUUUAGUCGAUGCCACCAAAAAUAAAACAACAAAAAUAAAACAAGAGCCUCUCGACCCAGUCGAUGCCCUCCAAAAAAAUGGGUUCAAAAGACCUGCCACCACCCUAGAAGAUUACCAGUAUGAUAAUUGCAUUUCUGUUGGCAAGAGGGUCAAAUUCCAGCCCAGUUUUCCUGUCUCUCAUGAGAUAGUCAAUGAUGUCAAGGGUGGGUUUAGCCCUACUGCUGACGGGUGGUGUGGUUUUCGGGUCCUUUCCCACUUGAUCUAUAAAGAUCAAAAUAAGUUUUCACUUGUAAAAAGGGAUAUGCUAGCCGCCCUGCCGAAAUACAAAACAUUGUACACAAAUACCUUUGGCACUGACACAAGCCAACUAGGAAAAAUCAUUCAAUAUGUCUCUCAACUCGAUUAUAGCAACACCAACACCAACACAAACUUCAUCCCAGUAUGUUCAGAUGCCAGUAUGUGGUUUAACACACCUGACUGUGCUCAACUAGCUGCGGACACAUAUAUACGACCAGUCUGCGUCUACUCAGACAACCCCAACACCCCCUCAACAACCUUUCUCCCAUUUGCCCUUCCCAACAACAAAACCAAACAACAACAACCUCUGAUUUUUAAUUAUGUUAACAGUAAUCACUGGACAACAGUUGACCUUUCCCCUAGACAAUCUUUUUUAAAUCUUUAUAAAUCUUAUCAAUUUGUUUCUUUGUGUCAACAUAAGCUAUCUAUCACUUGUGGGUUAAAUGACUCUCUGCUCUGUUUUUUUCUAGAGAUCAUUCGUGGGAAGUACUUUACCCUUCGAGUUACACUUAUAACCAGCGAAUUAAAAAUCAUAAAUAUCGGAUGGUGUUACACAGACCGAGCCAAACUAUCUUCGAAUAUGUUAUAUUAUGCAUUUGCAUCUAGUUAUUUCAUCAAUUCAAGUCUUGGCUCUCUAUAA